Propithecus coquereli (Coquerel's sifaka) is the source of this 2006-nucleotide messenger RNA. It is a transcript of the gene MTFR1, whose product is annotated as mitochondrial fission regulator 1. Gene Ontology annotation, cellular component: mitochondrion. Lineage: Eukaryota; Metazoa; Chordata; Mammalia; Primates; Indriidae. The record is from RefSeq and is a predicted model, not a curated record. The transcript is spliced from 8 exons. Bases 180 to 1184 code for a protein of 334 amino acids. Gene Ontology annotation, biological process: mitochondrial fission; aerobic respiration.
AGGCUCGGGGGGAGGGAAUUGGUUGAUUGGUAGCAACGCCCCGGGACAGCCAAGCUAGAAGCUUGAGCAGCUGGAGGUGGUGCUGGCUGCCGCGCGGCGGUGUGUGCUUUAUGGACCAUGUGCUGCUAUGUAUGCCUGAAGUACUUGAAAUGCAAAUUCGGGGAGACUUUGCCAUCUAAAUGCUUGGCUGGAUUAAGCGCCUAAUUAGGAUGGUUUUUCAACAAGUUGGAGUCAGCAUGCAAUCGGUACUUUGGUCUGGGAAGCCAUAUGGUUCAUCUCGAAGUAUCGUAAGGAAAAUUGGAACUAAUUUAUCUCUUAUUCAGUGUCCAAGGGUUCAAUUUCAGCUUACCAGCCAUGCAACAGAAUGGAGUCCCAACCACCCAGAGGAGGAUGCAGUGGCAUCUUUUGCUGACAUCGGAUGGGUAGCCAAAGAAGAAGGAGAGUGUUCAACAAGACUGAGGACAGAGGUCAGGUCAAGGACACCUCUUCAGGAUGACUUUCCUUUGUUUGCGAAGCCCCCGAGAAGGCAGAUUUCCUUACCAGACUUGUCUCAGGAAGAGCCUCCCCUGAAGACUCCAGCGCUGGCGAAUGAGGAAGCAUUGCAGAAGAUCUGUGCUCUUGAAAACGAACUUGCUGCUCUUAGAGCUCAGAUUGCCAAAAUUGUGACCCUGCAAGAACAGCAAAAUCUCAUUGCAGGUGACUUAGAUUCUACCACAUCUGCUAUCACGCCGCCACCCGCUCCACCGCCACCUCCCCCUCCCCCUCCUCUGCCUCCACCAGGGCUCCACCAAAGCCUAUCCGCUAUUGAUCUGAUUAAGGAGCGAAGACACAAAAGAGCCAAUGCUGGGGAGACUUUGGUGAAGAACAAUCCAAAGAAACCUGACAUGCCAAAUAUGCUAGAGAUCCUUAAAGAUAUGAACAGUGUAAAACUUCGGUCAGUAAAGAGGUCAGAGCAAGAUGUAAAGCCCAAGCCGGUGGAUGCUACUGACCCUGCUGCCCUCAUAGCAGAGGCUCUGAAAAAGAAAUUUGCUUAUCGGUAUCGAAAUGAUAACCAAGAUGAAGCUGACAAAGGAGUUCCAAAGUCUGAAUCGGAGGCCACCUCAGAGACACUGUUGUUCGGGCCACACAUGUUGAAGUCUACAGGAAAAAUGAAGACUUUAAUUGAAAAUGUAUCAAACUCCUAAUAGACAAUGAGCUGAGAAAGACUAUCCUGGUUCUGCUGUUGGUUUAUAGAAGGCUGUUUGGCUAGUAGAAAUCAACACUAUUUAGUAAACUCUUGACUGUAGUAUUCAGUGGUCUCCUUUUUAGCCUAAUUAUAGGAUUAAGCAAUAACGAAAGCACUGUAAGUGUGGUUUUGCUUGUAUGAGAUGGUCAGUUCCACAACAUGUGUAUUCUGACAUGUUUUUAAUGUGUAUCCUGCGGGGUUCAGGUUUCCAGUCUUAAACAGUUGUAUUGAUUUCAGAACAUAGAAAGGACAUUUGUGGAUGUUACUGCACAUUUUUAAUUCUUAACACUAAUUUAUCUGUACAAAUGUUUUAUAUACAUAUAUUUGGGUAUAAAACAGUUCAUGUAAAAAUUAGAGAAUAAUGGCAAUGAGGGUACUGUUAUCUUCAUUUGUUUUCCAUGAUCAUUUAGUAUUCAGCGAUGGAACAGCUGGUAUAACGUAAGUUGUUGGAGUGAAAUAUUUGAGAUUGGAAUCUUCAUGCCUUGAACAGAACUCACAUCUUAGAUUCUCUCUCACAUUUUCUUGGAGCUGGGGUUUGAAUAGGAAACAGGUAAUGUUCACUGCUGAAAUUCUGUAAUGCUUCUAUUAAAGGCAAGUUGAGGACCAGGAAAGCUGCUUUCACCUCAUUGCCAUCCAUUGCUGAGGAAGAAAGUAUAGUUUUCAAGUAGUGACGAAUUAAUUAUUGGAUUAAAUCCCUUUUUAAGUAAAACCGAGAAUGUACCAUCUUCUUUCCUUUCAGCUUAAUAAAUGGCAUCAAAAAGAUGACUUGUUGCUAAGUUAA